Messenger RNA from Paraphaeosphaeria sporulosa, 1285 nucleotides. RefSeq names its product quinone oxidoreductase putative. The transcript has 2 exons. Gene Ontology annotation, molecular function: oxidoreductase activity. The coding region runs from base 189 to 1202 and encodes 337 amino acids. NCBI's taxonomy places the organism in Eukaryota, Fungi, Ascomycota, Dothideomycetes, Pleosporales, Didymosphaeriaceae. The record is from RefSeq and is a predicted model, not a curated record.
AUUCGGUGAUGCGGAAAUGCCUCGGAACAACAGCAUCCACAUUGUCUCAAAGCCCCACGCUGCCGCGGCCUCACUUUUCCUUCAAAAACUGAUACUUCUUCCUAGUUUGAAACUUUCAAGAAAGCUAUUGCCGAUUAAAAUCAAACAAGUACGACAAUCGCAGAUACAACGCGAACUCUACACUCACCAUGUCGGACACAAUGAGAGCAGUGGACAUUGAGGGUGGAAAAGGCCCUAGAUCCGCCUUGCACAUAGCCAAUGUCGAGCGUCCCAGGCCCGCCGCCUCGCAAGCACUCGUGCGCAUCAAGGCGUUCGGCCUCAACCGGAUGGACCUACUCCAACGCGAGGGCAUGUACCCCGUCCCGCCAGGCGCCUCCAAGAUCCUCGGCGUAGAAUUCAGCGGCAUAAUCGAAGAGCUGGGCGCCGACGGCGGCGGCAAAGAAGGCUUCAACAAAGGCGACGAGGUCUUCGGGCUGGCCUACGGCGGCGCCUACGCAGAGUACAUCGCCGUCAGCACGCACAUGCUUGUGCGCAAGCCGAAGGAGCUGAGCUGGGAGCAGUGUGCGGGUAUCCCGGAGACGUGGAUCACAGCGACGCAGGCGAUGUACUUGAUUUCGAAAUUCGCGCCGGGAAAGACGAUUCUGUGGCAUGCAGCUGCGUCGUCGGUGUCUAUUGCGGGUAUUCAGCUUUCGAAGGCGGAUGGCGCGGCGGCGAUAUAUGCGACCGCGAGGCAGGACGAGAAGUGCGAGUUUGCAAAGGAACUCGGUGCUGAUGCUGCAUUCAACACCACCACGCAGAACUGGGCUGAGGAAGUACUCAAGGCAACGGAUGGCAAGGGUGUAGACAUAAUUGUUGACUACAUCGGUGCACCGUACUUUGGGGACAACCUCAACGCGCUUGCCAGGGAUGGUGUGUGCGUUAGUUUGGCAGUCAUGGGCGGUGCGAAGCUACCCGAAGGUGUGGACGUGAGUGCUUUCGUCAGGAAGAGGAUAUCGUUUGUGGGCAGCAGCUUGAGGAGUAGAGAUGAGGAAUACCAAGGAAAGCUGCGCGAUCAAUUGGUCGAGCAUGCGCUGCCGCGAUUCAAGGAUGGCAGGUUCAAGAUCCCUGUGGAGAAGGUGUUUCCGUGGGAGCAGAUCCAGGAUGCGCACCAAUUGAUGGAAGAGAACAAGACGAAGGGCAAGAUCAUCUGCACGAUUUCGUAGGCUAGAUACACUUGUCCAGAUCGCAAAACCUUCUUAGCGUAAUCAAGCAAAAGCGACAAGUGCAGCAUAGCUGCCUAAUUGCC